Penicillium antarcticum is the source of this 1971-nucleotide messenger RNA. RefSeq names its product SKN1/KRE6 family beta-glucan synthesis-associated protein. Gene Ontology annotation, molecular function: glucosidase activity. The record is from RefSeq and is a predicted model, not a curated record. The transcript has 5 exons. Gene Ontology annotation, cellular component: plasma membrane; endoplasmic reticulum membrane. NCBI's taxonomy places the organism in Eukaryota, Fungi, Ascomycota, Eurotiomycetes, Eurotiales, Aspergillaceae. Bases 1 to 1971 code for a protein of 656 amino acids. Gene Ontology annotation, biological process: fungal-type cell wall organization; (1->6)-beta-D-glucan biosynthetic process.
AUGUCAGACCACGGCUCUGAUAUUUCAGAGGAAAGGGCUAUGCCCCACAUCCGACUCAACUCAGGUCGACAGGAGCCCUUCAUCGACACGAAUGAGGGUUACGCGCCUCUGACCUCGCGGACAUUCCCGCGUCCUCUGACACCACAGGGCCCCGAACCUCCAGUGAUAGGCGCGCAAGGAGCCUCGCCGUAUGGAGUGUCGAAUGCACCCGAGUCAUCGGAGUUCCUGUUGCCACCAAAGCUGCGCCCGACGCAGGGAUUCACGAGUGAGUCUGAGCGGCCGCGGUCUCCGGAUCGUUGGUCUGCGGCGAGGUCGAGUGUUAGCUCGCUCAGUCGCGAGAGCACGUUCCCUCUAGACCCGUUCCACGAUUCCAGGGCAUCUUCUCGGUCCGAGAGCGAUGAGCAUGAUGUCAAUACGCAGACUGUUUCGGAAAAAUUCAACAUCAUGCCUACUGAUGGGCUUUUGUUGUUCCCUGAGGAUGUGGAGAAGGACGAUUACCUGCAUAACCCCGAUUCUAUGGAUCAGGAUCGGGACUGUGAUAUGUGUAAUCGUCGCGGUAUUUUGAACAUGGGUGGAUUGGCUGUUUUGACGUUAGGUAUCUUGGUUUUGUUUAUUGGGUAUCCUGUCAUAACUUGGUUGGAAGGCAUUAUGAAACCAAACAGUGUAUGUCAUUCUCAUGAUACGCUCUGCCUGGAUGUUGGAGAAAGGGAUUUGUUGGGAAACAUUCGACAGGGAUUGAUCGAUCCGGACACACCAAAGGAGGCACUCACUAAAAAGAGUCUGAAUGGCAAGGAGAUGAAGCUAGUGUUCUCAGAUGAAUUCAACAUGCCCGGCCGAACCUUCUUUGAAGACGACGACCCUUUCUUCCAAGCAGUUGAUCUGUGGUAUGGAGUGACUGCCGACAAGGAAUGGUACGACCCAGACGCCGUCACAACAUCGGAGGGAACACUUCAGCUCCGAUUCGACCACUUCGAGAACCACGAACUGCAGUACAGAUCCGGCAUGGUCCAGAGCUGGAAUAAGCUCUGCUUCAAGGGAGGUCGUCUGGAAGCCAGCAUGUCUCUUCCUGGUGACGGGCACAUUGAGGGUUUUUGGCCUGGUUUCUGGGCAAUGGGUAACCUGGCGCGUCCUGGAUAUGCCGCUACUACCGAUGGUCUGUGGCCAUACAGUUACCACGAUGGCUGCGAUGCUGGUAUCACUCCCAACCAGAGCUCGCCCGAUGGUCUCAAUUGGUUGCCUGGAAUGCGUUUGCCUGGAUGUGCUUGCCCUGGCUCUGAUCAUCCUUCACCUGGCCGUGCUCGUAGUGCUCCCGAAAUUGAUGUGAUCGAAGGUAGUACUGCCGCGUUGUUCGGUGACAGUGGUCCAUUUGUUGGUAGUGCGUCGCAGAGUUUGCAAACUGCGCCUUUCGAUCUGUGGUACCUGCCCGACUAUGAUUUCGCCGCCGUCUAUGACGACCGCGUGACUCAAAUUAACGCCUACCGUGGUGGUGUCUACCAACAAGCCAUGUCCGGCCUGACAAACCUCAACACACGCUGGUACAACGGAACCGAAUACCAAACCUACUCCUUCGAGUACACACCUGGCGCAGAAGGAAACGUAACGUGGUUCGUCGGAUCUGAAAAGACCUGGACUCUCGAUGGCCGCGCCAUCGGACCAAACGGUAAUGUCGGCCAACGCAUGAUUCCACUCGAGCCUAUGUCGCUCGUCAUGAACAUGGGUAUGGCGGACAACUUUGCACCUCAAAACGCGUCCAUUCGCGAGUAUAUGCCCGCCUUCCUGCGCUUCGACUACGUCCGUAUUUAUCAGGACCCCGAUGACGAAAGCGUUACGUGUGAUCCGCCCGGAUGGGAGACGACUCAGUAUAUUAAGGAUCAUCCCAAGGCAUACGCCAACCAGAACUAUACGACUUGGGACGAUGCUGGAUACCACUGGCCUAAGAACUCCUAUAUGCACGACUGUGCAGCUCAAUAA